Candida tropicalis MYA-3404 is the source of this 1110-nucleotide messenger RNA. RefSeq names its product TOR complex subunit. Bases 1 to 1110 code for a protein of 369 amino acids. Lineage: Eukaryota; Fungi; Ascomycota; Pichiomycetes; Serinales; Debaryomycetaceae. The transcript has a single exon. The record is from RefSeq and is a predicted model, not a curated record. Gene Ontology annotation, molecular function: protein binding. Gene Ontology annotation, biological process: TOR signaling; regulation of actin cytoskeleton organization. Gene Ontology annotation, cellular component: TORC2 complex; TORC1 complex.
AUGUCAGUUAUUUUAACAUCAGCAGGAUAUGAUCAUACAAUUCGAUUUUGGGAUGCAUUAACAGGAGUUUGUUCAAGAACAAUUCAACAUACAGAAUCCCAAGUCAAUAGAUUAGAAAUAACUAGUGAUAAACGAUUUUUAGCAGCAGCCGGAAAUCCAUAUGUUAGAUUAUAUGAUAUACGACAAACAGGUAAUUCAGGUAAUGGACCUAAUGGUAAUAUAAAUACUGGGUCAUCAUCAUCGUCAACAAAUGCAUCAACAAAUGUAACAAAUAACACAACAACAACAACAAUAGCUAAUAAUAAUAAUGCUAACAAUAAUAAUAAUAAUAAUCCAAAUGCAAUGGUUGGUCCACCAUCAACAUCCAAUACAGGACAAAACAAUUCAAAUAAUAAUCCAGUAAUGACAUUUGAAGGACAUACUACUAAUGUUACAUCUUUACAAUUUCAAGCUGAUAAUAAAUGGAUGGUUACAUCACUGGAAGAUGGGACUGUUAAAGUAUGGGAUGUUAGAUCACCUAGUGUACAGCGAAAUUAUAAACAUCAUUGUCCAGUAAAUGAAGUUGUUAUUCAUCCAAAUCAAGGGGAGUUAAUAAGUUGUGAUCAAGAUGGUAAUAUAAAAGUUUGGGAUCUUGGUGAAAAUCAAUGUACUCAUCAUUUAAUCCCUGAGGAUGAUGUACCUAUAAAUUCUCUUAGUGUUGCUAGUGAUGGGUCAAUGUUAGUUGCUGGUAAUAGCAAAGGUAAUUGUUAUGUUUGGAAGAUGCAAAAUCAAAAAGAUUUAACCAAUUUAACUCCCGUGACUAAAUUUAGAUCUCAUCUGAAAUAUAUUACAAGAGUAUUAUUAUCUACAGACAUGAAACAUUUGGCUACUUGUUCAGCUGAUCAUACUGCUAGAAUCUGGUCAACUGAACAAAAUUUCAAUUUGGAAACUACUUUACAAGGUCAUCAACGUUGGGUUUGGGAUUGUGCUUUUAGUGCAGAUAGUGCUUAUUUAGUAACUGCUUGUUCUGAUCAUUAUGUUAGAUUAUGGGAUUUAUCAAAUAGUGAAACCGUAAGACAGUAUAAUGGACAUCAUAAAGGUGCUGUGUGUGUGGCAUUAAAUGAUGUAUAG